UUGGAUCCUUUAGAACGUUGCACGGCAGAUAGCAAGAAGAUACUCUCCGUCGGUACUUUUGGUCAUUUACUGGUUACGCACGCGCCACUUCUCCCCAGUUCCUUUCCCGAUGUAGGGAAAAUUCGAUCUAAAUGGGCGCGGAUUUCUGAACCGAACCGCGACGUAGCAAUUGAGAAACCGAUACGGUUUGUGGCUGGUUUACCAUGUGCAGUGAAAUUUGUCGCCUCUCUUCACAAUCUCACCGAAAAUGACUUGCGCAAUCUGCGAGUACAGGUAGACUACCCUAAUAACACACGCGACUAUUUCCGACCUCUAGCUACAGACAUUUCAAAGGAAGGAGACCGCGUAUCGUCUUUGGUGCUGAUCUCAUCUUCAGAAGCAUGGAGUGAUGCAGCUGAUGUGACCUUAACCCUUGUUUUGCUCUCUGACUCAUCUCAAAAGGCUGUUUCGGGUAAGUUUUCACUUUUUUAUCAAUGCUCGCAUUUUUAA
Haemonchus placei is the source of this 489-nucleotide messenger RNA. NCBI's taxonomy places the organism in Eukaryota, Metazoa, Nematoda, Chromadorea, Rhabditida, Trichostrongylidae. The record is from the annotation of a GenBank genome assembly.